Austrofundulus limnaeus is the source of this 321-nucleotide messenger RNA. RefSeq names its product protein FAM49B. Gene Ontology annotation, molecular function: small GTPase binding. NCBI's taxonomy places the organism in Eukaryota, Metazoa, Chordata, Actinopteri, Cyprinodontiformes, Rivulidae. Gene Ontology annotation, biological process: regulation of actin filament polymerization. The record is from RefSeq and is a predicted model, not a curated record.
GCCAUCCAGAACCCGAGUGCUGAGCUGGUCCAGGAGAAGGCCUGGUCCGCUGUGGUUCCUCUGGUCGCUAAACUCAAGACUUUCUACGAGUUCUCACAGAAACUGGAGUCCAGCCUGCAGUGUCUCCUGGACGUCCUCACCAGCUCCAGCUCCACUCCGACCCAGCACCUGGAGUCCCAGCAGGCGCUGGCCCGUCAGUUCGCCCACAUCCUGCACUUCACGCUGCGCUUCGAUGAGCUGAAGAUGACCAACCCCGCCAUCCAGAACGACUUCAGCUACUAUCGCCGAACCAUCAGCCGAAUGCGCAUCAACAACCUGUCG